This is a messenger RNA of Halteromyces radiatus, 769 nucleotides long. RefSeq lists its product as uncharacterized. Gene Ontology annotation, cellular component: cytoplasm; actin cytoskeleton; actin cortical patch. Gene Ontology annotation, molecular function: actin filament binding. NCBI's taxonomy places the organism in Eukaryota, Fungi, Mucoromycota, Mucoromycetes, Mucorales, Cunninghamellaceae. The record is from RefSeq and is a predicted model, not a curated record. The transcript has 5 exons. The coding region runs from base 47 to 448 and encodes 133 amino acids. Gene Ontology annotation, biological process: actin filament severing; cell motility; actin filament depolymerization.
UUUUUUUUUAAAAAAAAAGCAAAGCAAAGCAAACAGGCGUUUCAAUAUGUCUUCACUUAUCAAUCUCAACUCCGAAUGUGCAGUAUGCUAUCGUGAAUUGAAGCUUUCCAAGAGGUUCAGGUACAUCAUAUUUAAGUUGUCUGAUGACUUGAAAGAAAUUAUUGUUGAAAAAACUGGUGAUGCUUAUGAUGAAUUCGUUGGCAAUCUUCCUGAAGACAAACCUCGCUAUGCUGUUUAUGAUUUUAACUAUAAGGGACCUGACCAAAAUCAUCGCAGCAAAAUUGUUUUCUACUUUUGGAACCCUGAUCGUUCCAAGGUUAGAGAAAGAGGUUUAUAUGCUUCCAACGUGGAUGAUUUUCUUUCAAAGUUGGACGGUGUAGGUUUGUACAUUAAAGGCGCGACAUUUUCUGAGGUAGACUAUGAUACCGUGCUUGAAAAGGUCAUGUAAUCCACCUAAAGAUGCUGCUGUGCUUAAACUAAGGAUGGAUUGGAUGGAUGCAUUAUAUACUUCUUUUUACACCAGUCGCACAUAUGAUCAUUUAGGCUUUGGUUAUCUUUAUAAAACAACAAAAAUAAAAAUAUAUAAAGAUAUUGAUACUGUAUCUAUUUCUUUUUCCUUACCGCUGUACAAAGAUUCCUUUUUAUUUCUGUUACUGAUGACGAUGAAUACAUACCAUUAUUCCUGAUGUUGAUGUUGAUUAUUUCUUAAUAACAUAGACGACGUAUACAUUUACAUGGACUUCUAUUUCAAAAUAAUAACAAAUGAUAA